UCAAAGGGGAGAACGAUCAUGGAGCUGCUCCUGUGGCUCUGGUCCCAGCUUCGAUCCUGCGGGAACAACCUCCCAGCACUGGGCAUAGCCCUCACAGUCUUCGCUCUGCUAUUUGAUUUCCUGAAGCGCAGGAAGAGCUGGAGUCGCUACCCGCCAGGGCCGACCUCUCUGCCUUUCAUUGGGACCAUGUUGCAGAUCGAUUUCCACAACCCGCACCUCUCCUUUACCCAGCUGAGUAAAAAAUAUGGAAAUGUCUUUAGCCUUCAGAACUGCUGGAGUAAUCUGAUAGUAGUGAAUGGAUUCAAAGCAGUAAAGGAAGCAUUGGUCCAGAAAUCAGAGGACUUUGCUGACCGACCAUACUUUCCUAUACAUGAGCACUUGGGUUACGGAGAGACCUCCGAAGGUCGUCCUUUUGAUCCACAUUUUCUUAUAAACAACGCAGUUAGCAAUGUGAUCUGCUCCCUUAUCUAUGGCAAGCGCUUUGACUAUGACAAUAAGAAAUUUCAGAGGUUACUGCAUUUGUUUGAACAGGCCUUGAAUGAAGAAACUGGAUUCCUGUCCCAGCUCCUUGUCGUAGUACCUUGGCUGCUGCACAUCCCUGGAGUGCCACAAAGCAUCUUCAGAUCCCAAAAGGAGGUCCUGGACUUCACAGAUGAGCUUGUGAAGGAGCACAGGACGACCUGGAAUCUUACCCAAAAGAGAGACUUCACUGAUGCUUUUCUACAGGAGAUAGAGAAGGCCAAAGAGCAUACGGGGAGCAGUUUCAAUGACAAGAACCUUCAUAUGGUAACAAUUGACUUGUUUACCGCUGGCACUGAGACCACCUCCACCACCCUGCGCUGGGCAUUGCUGUACAUGCUUCUCCAUCCUGACAUCCAGUGUAAAGUCCAUGAGGAAAUUGACAAGGUGAUUGGCAGGGACAGGUCACCCCAGAUGGAGGACCUAGUGAACAUGCCUUAUACCAAUGCUGUGAUCCAUGAAAUUCAACGUUAUGGGGAUAUCACUCCUGUUGGAGUGCCUCACAUGACAUACCGGGACACCGAGCUCCAAGGCUUCUUCAUUCCAAAGGGGAUGACAGUCAUCAUUAACUUGUCCUCGGUGCUGAAGGAUGAAUUGGUUUGGGAGAAGCCGCACCAGUUCUACCCGGAGCACUUCCUGGAUGCAGCUGGGCAGUUUGUGAAGCGAGAGGCCUUCCUGCCUUUCUCUAUAGGUCGUCGUGCUUGCCUGGGGGAACAACUGGCCAGGAUGGAGCUCUUCCUCUUCUUCACCAGCCUCCUGCAGCAUUUCACCUUCCAUCUCCCUGAGGGCCAGGCCAGGCCUCGAGAGGAUGGACAUUUUGCUGCGACACUCACCCCACACCCCUACCAGAUCCAGGCUGUGCCAAGAUAA
Gopherus flavomarginatus (Mexican gopher tortoise) is the source of this 1389-nucleotide messenger RNA. RefSeq names its product cytochrome P450 2D15-like. Gene Ontology annotation, biological process: arachidonate metabolic process; xenobiotic metabolic process. The record is from RefSeq and is a predicted model, not a curated record. Gene Ontology annotation, cellular component: intracellular membrane-bounded organelle; cytoplasm. Gene Ontology annotation, molecular function: heme binding; iron ion binding; oxidoreductase activity, acting on paired donors, with incorporation or reduction of molecular oxygen, reduced flavin or flavoprotein as one donor, and incorporation of one atom of oxygen. The transcript is spliced from 8 exons. Bases 19 to 1389 code for a protein of 456 amino acids. Lineage: Eukaryota; Metazoa; Chordata; Testudines; Testudinidae.